CGGAAGCGGCGGGACCGGCAUGGCGGAGUUCCGAGCGCUGGGCCUGGCGCCCUGGCUGGCAGAGCAGGCGCGGCAGAUGGGGCUGAGCCGGCCCACGCCCGUGCAGGCCGCCUGCAUCCCCCCUGUGCUGCAGGGCCGGGACUGUUUGGGCUGCGCCAAGACGGGCAGCGGGAAGACGGCGGCGUUCGUGCUGCCGGUGCUGCAGGUGCUCUCGGAGGACCCGUACGGGAUCUUCUGCUUGGUGCUGACUCCCACCAGGGAGUUGGCGGCCCAAAUCGCCGAACAGUUCCGUGUCCUGGGGAAACCCCUGGGGCUGAAGGAGUGCCUGGUGGUGGGCGGGCUCGACAUGGUGGCUCAGGCUCUGGAGCUCUCCAGGAAGCCCCACGUGGUCAUCGCGACGCCCGGCCGGCUGGCAGAUCACCUGAGGAGCUCCAACACCUUCAGCCUCAAAAAGAUCAAGUUUUUGGUUCUGGAUGAAGCUGACCGGUUGCUGGAGCAGGGCUGUGCUGACUUCACUGCUGAUCUGGAGGUGAUCCUGGAGGCUCUGCCAGCUCACAGGCAGACACUGCUCUUCAGUGCCACCCUGACUGACACCCUCAGCCAGCUCAAGGGCCUGGCUGCCAACAAACCCUUCUUCUGGGAGGCUGAGGCUGAGGUACGGACAGUGGAGGAGCUGGAUCAACGUUACCUCCUGGUCCCUGAGGCCCUUAAGGAUUCCUACCUUGUCCACCUGAUCCAGACCUUCCAGGACCAGCACCAGGACUGGUCCAUCAUCAUCUUCACUAAAACCUGCAAGGACUGCCAGGUCUUGAACAUGAUGCUUAGGAAAUACAGAUUCCCUUCAGUAGCUCUGCAUUCCAUGAUGAAACAGAAACAACGUUUUGCAGCUUUGGCAAAAUUCAAGUCCAGCAUCUUUAAGAUUCUCAUUGCCACUGAUGUUGCUGCCAGAGGUUUGGACAUUCCCACAGUCCAAGUUGUCAUCAAUCACAACACUCCUGGCCUGCCCAAAAUUUACAUCCACAGGGUUGGCCGCACGGCCCGGGCAGGUCGGAAAGGAAUUGCCAUUACCCUGGUGACACAGUAUGACAUCCACCUGGUCCAUGCCAUAGAGGAGGAGAUCAAACUGAAGCUGCAGGAAUUCUCUGUGGAGGAGCAGCCUGUGCUCAACAUUGUCACCCAAGUGAAUGUCACCAGGAGGGAGUGUGAAAUAGAACUGGAGGGAAUGGAUUUUGAUGAGAAGAAAGAAAUAAAUAAGAGGAAACAGCUGAUCCUUGAAGGGAAGGAUCCAGAGCUGGAGGCAAAAAGGAAAGCAGAGCUGGCCAAGAUCAGGAAGAAAAAAAAGCAGUUCCAUGAGAAGGUCCAACAGACCCUGCAGAGGAAAAAACAACUGCAGCUGAAGAGGAAGCUGCAGAAAAAAAUGGAGAGGAGGAAGAAAGUGGCUGCUAAGGAAGAGAAGUGACAUCCUUUGGGCUUGGCUUGGGCUGUCCCAAGAUUGCUGCUGCUUUGGGAACUCUGGGAUCUCACAGGGACACUUCUGCCCUGAAUGAAGUCAGGGUCGUUGGAGAGGAUGGGGUGAGGGGCCAGGGGACACUUUGCUGAACCAGCCCUGGUGUUUUUCCUUCCUGGUGUGUACUGUUCCCAGCAGGCUGGAGCCUGGAGUCUCCUGGAAGAAUGUCUUUCAAGAGCAUGUUUCCUUCCUGCAGCAGAGCCUGACCUGAAGUCUUGGUGAUGUGAAGGGAAAUAAAGGUCUCCUCUCUUUUCCUCUGUCUUUUCCUCUGUCUUUUCCUCUGUCUU
Calypte anna (Anna's hummingbird) is the source of this 1794-nucleotide messenger RNA. RefSeq names its product DEAD-box helicase 49 (gene DDX49). Lineage: Eukaryota; Metazoa; Chordata; Aves; Apodiformes; Trochilidae. The transcript is spliced from 13 exons. The record is from RefSeq and is a predicted model, not a curated record. The coding region runs from base 20 to 1459 and encodes 479 amino acids. Gene Ontology annotation, molecular function: ATP binding; nucleic acid binding; RNA helicase activity.